UCUAACGUUGUUUAGAAGUCAAUUUCUCCCGGAAUAUUCCUAGAGAGGCCCUUUUAGUUCUUUAAAAUGGCUCUUUUGAAUCGAAAACUGAAAGAAAAGGAUGUAGACAACCUCCCUUUAAUCGAGGAAUCUGAGAAAGUUGUAGUCGAUCUCGAUGAGGACGAUGAAAACAGCGAAGAUACUUUUGUACAUCAUGGAAUCACGCUGUGGGUUUCCGAUGCUCUUAUCAUGAUUGUGCAGCAUAUACAGAUUUUUGCGUUGAUAUUAGCCAUGGGAGAACGCUGGGGCUAUCCUAAAACGUUUGUGCAACAUGCCUCAUAUGUUUUUCUCUUUAAUUUAGACGUUUGGGAAUUUGUGAAAGUCUCAUCUGGAGCAUAUACUGGUACUUUAAACCUAGACACGUUUUUACCUUCAGGAAGCAUCGGCAUAGACUAUAGUUAUUAUUUGAUAGGAUGGACCAUUGGAGUCGCUGUGAUUGGAUGUACAUUUUUGAUAACUUAUGCAGUGUUUCUUCAUCGAAAACCACUCUAUCUGCUGCUUCAUGUUGCGAGGAUGAAGCGUGUUUUCAGCGUUUUUAUCCAGCUCGCCUGCUUACCUGUUGGUACUGCAUAUGCCCGUGUUUUCCAUUGUCGAAGCGAUGGAGUAUGGAAUGUUGAAAAUAGUGUAAAGUGCUACAGUUCGGACAGCAUAGAGCAUUUGGUGUUUGUUGCUAUUGCAAGUCUGGUCGUAAUUCUUGUGUUCCUGGCCUACCCAAUAAACAUGAUAAGGAAAAUUCGUGGUCAAGUGAUCUGUUACAGUGAAGAAAAACAUGAGGGUUACUUGCAACUCAAAGAAGCCGAAUACAAUCAAGGACUUGACAUUUUAUGGGGAGUCGGACAGUUCCACCUCUUCUCAUCAUUCCGCCGGCUUUGGAUCUUUUAUAAACCCAUCAUGUUCAUUUUAAAAUUUAGCCUUGUGUGUUUUUAUGCAAUGUUCCUGUUUUUUACUGAGAGCAACAGGCUUACUUUUGGGCAACGUCUCCUCAUCAACCUUCCUAUUUUUAUGUUCUUUUUCCUUAUUCUUUUUGGGUUGUUUUCUUCUGGCUUGGCCCGCCCUCCUAUCAAAGCCUUUAGGGCUUUCACAGGCUGGUGUUGCUGGAAAGGCAUUUCACGAUUGUUACAUGUCCUUUUCAACAUCACUCCAACUUGGGUGAUUGCCAAGCUCUUUCUGGUUCUAUUGGUAGGCGGUUUGUUCACCAUUGAUCGGCUAGGUGGCGGCAUAGGAGCAACACUAUCUAUGCUAAGCCUGAUAAUGGUCCGAAGUCUUCCUUUCCGUGUUUCGGCAUUCAACUUCAUGAUUUUGUUCUCCUUACUUGUCAAUGCAGGUAAUGCAUACAUCGGUGUCAUGGUGGAGAUGUACAACACUGAUGAACUUGUGAAUGCCUUCUUUGUGCCACCCAUUCCAGAGUUGAUAUUGACAUGGGUGAACAUAGCUUGGCUGUGUGUUGCAGUUCUGUGGCUUGUGUAUCUCUUGCUGCGGUACUUGCAUAUUAUACUUCCAAAGCAGCCUCUCUGGCCAAUGCUAAGUACAGAUGGAAAAAGCAACAUCAGCGAAGAUACAAAGAAGUACAUGCGUGCUGUUCUGAGGGGCCGUCAUACAUUGGAGAAAGCACUUUCAAGCCCACCCAUGUUUGCACCUGUUCAUGAGUUGGAGAGGCAGAUUCACAUCAUCAAUGCAUACUGCCGAGAAGCAGAGUUCUUGGAUGAUCCAACCUUUGAUUCCCUCUGGGAUCUUCUUGACGAAUUGAUUGAAGCUCACAGAAACUUAGCACCUCACUCUCUGUUUGCUCUGUCAGUGAAGAAGACCGUCCGUGAGAUAGCAAAGGAAUUGAUGGUCUUGAUGCCGCAGAUGAGAAAAAGGCUCGAUCAACGUGAAUAUGAUUUCAUCUUGAUGGACCCCAUGAAGAAACGCAUGCUUUUGAAAAUGUAUGUGCUUGGAAUAUUUGUGAAUGGACGUAUGGACAAAGUCAAACAUGAUGUUGAACAGAAAGUUUACAUGGCACUAAAAGAGGCUGAGAAGACCAAAACUCCUUCAAGUCUAUAUGGUAGCUCCACAGCAUAUGACUGGGAUAGUAUGAUUGACUUGGCGGGUCCUUAUUCAACUUUUGAUGCAAUGAGAACUGUUUCAAGUUCAGGUAGUCGACCUGGCACCUCCUUCUCAGUGGCUUCUAAAGCAGAUAGUGUAGAUAAGCUGUUGGAUGAGGUGGAAGACUGGGAGGAAGGACAAGAGAUGGCUAAAAGAAGGAAGAAAAUUUCAGUUGGGUCAAUGCCAUUGAUUGAGGAGCAUCCUUCUUCUCCUUCAGGCUCCACGGGUUCAUCAGCUUCUAUACCUGGUCAAGUUAACUUUGAUAAUGACCGACCACGACCUAGAAGUGCUGGACGCUCAUCGUUGCAGAGUCAAAGAAUAACAGAUGGUUCAACUACAUCAACAGCAUUAAUUGGAGACAGUUCUGCUGCAGAACAGGCCAGUAGCUCUCAAUCACAGUCAUCAUUAAGAAGUGGAGAUCGUGUUCCAUUAUUAUAGUAGGGAAAGUGUUUUUUGACUCAUUAGUAUUUUAAUAUAAUAGGCUACAUUCAUGCAUUUACCAUAACCAGUUGUAAAUAGGAUCAUCUUAGCUAUGGCCAACAUUUAAUAACAAAAGUUUAAUUCAGUAGUUGGUAUUGUACAUUUUUGAACAUCAAUAACCACCUUUGUUAUUCUAUGAAAUAAUAAGGCUUAUUUCUAUCAUCAUCAUUCAUC
This is a messenger RNA of Pocillopora verrucosa, 2778 nucleotides long. RefSeq lists its product as uncharacterized. The record is from RefSeq and is a predicted model, not a curated record. NCBI's taxonomy places the organism in Eukaryota, Metazoa, Cnidaria, Anthozoa, Scleractinia, Pocilloporidae.